AUGGUUUCGAGCCAUGAACGGGAGUUGAGCAGUUUAAGAAGCUUACUUUUCAGAGCCUACUCUUCUCUUCCUAGAGGAGUUGUUGGAGCUUCAGCUGGUGGUGGAGCUUCUUUGGAGCAAUCGAGGUUUCAAUCAAGUUAUGUUGGUAGCUUUGCUCGCAGAGUGCGUGACAGAGAUGAAUUCAACGAGGUUGCACAACUGAGAGAGCUUUUUCGCAGAAACGACCCUGAAGCAGUUAUCAGAAUAUUCGAAAGCAGCCCAUCUAUGCAUUCGAAUCCCUCUGCACUGACUGAAUACAUUAAGGCAUUGGUCAAAGUUGAUAGGCUAGAUAACAGUGAGCUGGUGCGAACAUUGCAAAGAGGUAUUACUGGUGCUUCACGGGAGCAAGAGACUUUUGGAGGUCUCAUAGCAUUCAAAAACUUAGGAAAACCAACAAAAGAUGGUGCCCUUGGAACUGCUGGUGCACCGAUCCAUACGAUAUCCACUGAAAGGAGUAGCUUUAAAGAACAACUAUGGAGUACAUUCAGGACUAUUGCAGUUGGGUUUUUACUUAUAUCUGGUGUUGGAGCACUUAUUGAGGAUAGAGGAAUUGGCAAAGGACUUGGAUUGCAUGAAGAAGUACAACCUAGUAUGGACUCGAGCACCAAAUUUACUGAUGUAAAGGGUGUUGAUGAAGCAAAAGCUGAGCUAGAGGAAAUUGUGCAUUAUCUUCGUGACCCCAAGUGCUCCCCUUGUAUUAUUUUUAUCGAUGAAAUAGAUGCUAUUGGAGGAAGUCGUAACCCAAAAGACCAGCAGUACAUGAAGAUGACAUUGAACCAGUUGCUCGUUGAGUUGGAUGGGUUUAAGCAGAAUGAAGGCAUUAUUGUGGUCGCAGCAACAAAUUUCCCGGAAUCAUUGGAUAAGGCCCUGGUUAGACCUGGGAGGUUUGAUCGCCAUAUUGUUGUACCUAACCCAGACGUGGAAGGCCGUCGCCAAAUUUUGGAGUCUCACAUGUCAAAGGUACUUAAGGCUGAAGAUGUCGAUUUAAUGAUCAUCGCUAGAGGAACGCCUGGAUUUUCAGGAGCUGAUUUGGCGAAUCUGGUGAAUGUUGCUGCUCUAAAAGCUGCAAUGGAUGGUGCAAAAGAUGUGACAAUGUCGGAUCUUGAGUUUGCCAAAGACAGAAUCAUGAUGGGAAGCGAGAGAAAAUCUGCAGUUAUAUCCGACGAGUCAAGAAAACUUACUGCUUUCCAUGAAGGUGGACAUGCCCUUGUUGCCAUCCACACAGAAGGUGCUCUUCCAGUCCACAAAGCAACCAUUGUGCCUCGUGGUAUGGCUCUUGGCAUGGUUUCUCAACUACCGGAUAAAGAUGAGACGAGCAUUUCUAGGAAACAGAUGCUUGCUCGGCUUGAUGUUUGUAUGGGAGGCCGGGUUGCGGAAGAGUUGAUUUUUGGGGAAAGCGAGGUAACUUCGGGUGCUUCUUCUGAUCUUGAGCAGGCAACUAAACUGGCUCGAGCGAUGGUUACGAAAUUCGGUAUGAGCAAAGAGGUGGGUCUUGUGGCACAUAACUAUGAUGACAAUGGAAAAAGCAUGAGCACCGAAACUAGGCUUCUCAUCGAGAGAGAAGUGAAACAUCUCUUGGAAAAUGCUUAUAACAAUGCGAAAAACAUCCUCACGGUUUACAACAAAGAGCUUCAUGCCCUUGCGAACGCUUUGCUUCAGCAUGAAACUCUUUCUGGAAAGCAGAUUAAAGAAUUGCUAACUGAUCUCAACUCUCCACAGCUGAAAAAACAUCAUGAAGUAGUCGGGAAGCAAAGCCAGCCGGUACCUCCAUCACCUCCUAAUCCAGCAGCAUCAGCAGCCGCCGCAGCUGCUGCAGCUGCAGCUGCUGCCGCCACAGCUGCUGCAACUGCUGCAACCAAAGGUAAAGACAUGGCUCCUGUAGGGUCUUGAAAUUAAACGAGCCUCUUGUAUUUGUGUAUGUUGGGGUAA
This is a messenger RNA of Thlaspi arvense, 1968 nucleotides long. NCBI's taxonomy places the organism in Eukaryota, Viridiplantae, Streptophyta, Magnoliopsida, Brassicales, Brassicaceae. The record is from the annotation of a GenBank genome assembly.